Rotaria sordida is the source of this 1763-nucleotide messenger RNA. The record is from the annotation of a GenBank genome assembly. Lineage: Eukaryota; Metazoa; Rotifera; Eurotatoria; Philodinida; Philodinidae.
AUGGAUAUUCAAUACGUUUAUACUAAAAAACGUGCGGAAUUUGGUCGACAAGUUCAUUUUACUGAUCGACCAGUUGAAAUAGUUGCUGAUAUUCAACCAAAUCCUGAAUUAAUUCAAGAAUAUGUUGCUCGUAAUCCAGUUGACAUAGGAGUACAAAAUGUCCGUGAAUUUUCUGAACAUUGGGUAAAUACAGUUCGAUUUGAAACAGAAAAUCGAGGAAUUAAUCAUGUUGAAGGUGGUUGGCCUAAAGAUGUUAAUUCACUUGAACCUGAUCAAACAUCACGUUUUCGAAAAAAAACUGAAAAAGAAGAUGGUUAUGGACGUGCUAUUCUAUCAUUAGGACAUUCAAUUGAACAUACAAUCAAACAAAAUAAUGCUAUUGAUAUUUAUGAAAAUUAUUUUCAAAAUUUAGAACCAGAUGUUGUUGAAGAAGCGCCUUAUGCUAAAACUAUAAAUAUCUAUCGUGAUCCUCAUAGUACUCAACGUACAGCUAAUCAUAUCUCAUGGUAUGCUGAUGGACCACGAAAAAUAGCUGUUUCAUAUUGUAAUUUGGAAUUUCAAUCAGCAACCAGUGAUUCAUUUAUUGAUUCAUAUAUUUGGGAUAUUGAAAAUCCGACUAAACCUGAACUUUAUCUCAAACCAAUAUCGCCACUUGUUUGUAUUGAAUUUAAUCCUAAAGAUACACAUCAACUUGCUGGUGGUUGUUAUAAUGGUCAAGUUUGUAUAUUUGAUACACGAAAAGGUAGUACAGCUGUUGAACAAUCGCUUAUUGAAAAUAGUCAUCGCGAUCCAGCUUAUAAAGUCAUUUGGUUACAAUCGAAAUCUGGUACUGAAUUCUUUUCGGCUUCAACUGAUGGCAAAGUUCUUUGGUGGGAUACUAGGAAAUUAUCUGAACCAGUUGAAACUUUAAUAUUAGAUAUUGAAAAGAAAGGUCGAAUAGAAAAUGCACUUGGUGCUAUGUCACUUGAAUAUGAACCAACUAUGCCAACAAAAUUUAUGGUUGGUACUGAACAAGGUCGUAUUAUAUCAUGUAAUCGUAAAGGAAAAAAUGAUGCAGAAAAAAUUGGUAGUGUAUUUCCAGGACAUUGGGGUCCAGUUUAUGCACUACAACGUCAUCCAAAUUUUACUAAAAACUUUUUAUCAGUUGGAGAUUGGACUGUACGUAUUUGGUCAGAAGAAUUACGAGAUGAUUGUAUUAUGUGGACAAAACCAAGUAUGCAUACAAUUACUGAUGCUCAAUGGUCACCAACACGAUCAUCUAUUUUUUAUACAACUAAAAUGGAUGGUACAUUGGAUGUUUGGGAUAUAUUAUUUAAACAAAAUGAACCAACUUUAUCAAUGCAAGUUGUUGAUGAACCACUUCAUUGUUUACGUGUACAAGAAUCACAAGGUCGUCUUAUUGCAUGUGGAUCACAAAAUGGUACAGUAACAUUAGUUGAAGUAUCUGAUAAUUUAUGUACACAAGGAAAAAGUGAAAAGACUUUAGUUAGUGGAAUGUUUGAUCGUGAAACACGACGUGCGAAAAUACUUGAAGCACGUGGAAGAGCUAAACGUGAUGCAAGAACAAAAUCAGCACAAGGCGAAAAAGGUGAAAAACCAACAACUGAAGGUGGAACAGGUGAAUCGGAUUUGAAAGAAGCUGAUCCAAUUGAUAAAGCUGAAAAAGAUUUUUGGAAAAUAAUUGAAGAAGAAAAACGAAGACGAGAUCGAAAAUUUGUUGCAGAUGAUGAAAAAGCAGCUGGGGAAAGUGGAGCAGUAACUGA